AUGCCGCCCGGCCACCUCCCCUCCCCGUCUCGGCCGAGCGCCCCCUGCUCCGCGUCGCUGCGCCACCUGGCAACCGCCCUCGCCUCCCUCUCUUCCCUGUCUGCGGAGGCCGCCGAGCAGGGCAGCGGCGCAGGCGUGGAGCGCACAGGCCAGAUCCCGCAUCCGAGCUCUGGUCGUCCGGCGGGCAGGCGGGCACCGGGGAGGCGUCACCGCGUUGCAAGCCGCAGCGCGCAGCCGGCAGCUGGCAGCCGAGCCCGGCCGCAGGCACUAAACAGCGGGCAAGCCGUUCGUGGGGAUGCCCCUUUGUCCCUCUGUGCCUGGUGGAGUCGUGUGCUCGUGGACGGUAGACCAUGA
Molecule: messenger RNA, 354 nt
Organism: Miscanthus lutarioriparius
Lineage: Eukaryota; Viridiplantae; Streptophyta; Magnoliopsida; Poales; Poaceae
Source: the annotation of a GenBank genome assembly